This is a messenger RNA of Puma concolor (puma), 1575 nucleotides long. Lineage: Eukaryota; Metazoa; Chordata; Mammalia; Carnivora; Felidae. The record is from RefSeq and is a predicted model, not a curated record.
AUGGAGCCAAGGGCGGCCCGAUCGCGGAAGGGAGAAGGGCCGAGAGGAGAGCAAGAGCGCCGACGCUCCGGAGGUGGAAACAUUGAGAAGGACAGAGGCCUGGACUUGGUGCAAUGGACCCGACAUAUGGAGGCUGUGAAGACACAGUUGCUGGAGCAAGCACAGGGACAGCUGAUAGAGCUGCUGGAUCGGGCCGUGCAGGAAGCCAUCCAAUGCUACCCACAACAAGGCGGACCCCUGUCCUCCAUUCCUCCAGAUUCCUUGAGCAAGGCCCGGGAGCCAUCCCUGGGGAAGCGGAAAAUUUUCAUCAUCCGAAAGUCCCUGCUUGACGAGCUGAUGGAAGUACAGCAUUUCCGCACCAUCUACCACAUGUUCAUCAGAGGGCUCUGUAUCGGGCCACACAUUUGUCUACCUUGUCUCUUCCUCUCUACUCCAAGGCUGAUGAUGGAGUUUGACCUACUGAUCUUCAGCUUUGGACAGCUGCCCUUGGCGCUGAUGACGUGGGUCCCCAUGUUCCUGUCCACUCUGCUGGUGCCCUACCAGGCCCUGAGGCUGUGGGCGAGGCCCCGGGCAAGAGGGGCCUGGAUGCUGGGGGUGGGCCUGGGCUGCAUGAUGCUGGCUGUCCACACCACCGUGCUCUGGGUCCUCCCCGUCCACGUGGCGUUGAAGUAUCAGCUUCCGCCUGCCUCCCGCUGUAUCCUGGUCUUUGAGCAGGUCAGGCUCCUGAUGAAGAGCUACUCCUUCUUGAGAGAGGCUGUGCCUGGAACCCUUUGUGCCAGAGGAGGUGAGGGCAUGCGGGCCCCCAGUUUCUCCAGCUACCUCUACUUCCUCUUCUGCCCCACACUAAUCUACAGGGAGACUUACCCCAGGACACCCAACGUCAGGUGGAAUUACGUGGCCAAGAACUUUGCCCAGGCUCUGGGCUGCGUACUCUAUGCCUGCUUCAUCCUGGGCCGCCUCUGCGUUCCCGUCUUUGCCAACAUGAGCCGGGAGCCCUUCAGUACCCGGGCUCUGGUGCUGUCUAUCAUGCACGCCACCUUGCCAGGCAUCUUCAUGCUGCUGCUCAUCUUCUUUGCCUUCCUCCACUGCUGGCUCAACGCCUUCGCAGAGAUGCUACGGUUUGGAGACAGAAUGUUCUAUCGGGACUGGUGGAAUUCAACGUCCUUCUCCAACUACUACCGCACUUGGAACGUGGUGGUCCAUGACUGGCUGUACAGCUACGUCUAUCAAGAUGGGCUGUGGCUUCUCGGUGGCCGGGCCCGAGGGGCAGCCAUGUUGGGUGUGUUCCUGGUUUCUGCAGUGGUCCAUGAGUACAUCUUCUGCUUUGUCCUGGGAUUCUUCUACCCGGUCAUGCUCAUGCUCUUCCUUGUCUUUGGAGGGCUGCUGAACUUCAUGAUGCAUGACCGGCACACAGGCCCAGCAUGGAAUGUGCUAAUGUGGACCUUGCUCUUUCUGGGCCAAGGCAUCCAAGUCAGCCUGUACUGCCAGGAAUGGUAUGCACGGCGACACUGCCCCCUACCCCAGACAACCUUCUGGGGGCUGGUGACACCUCGAUCUUGGUCCUGCCAUACCUAG